Daucus carota subsp. sativus is the source of this 1761-nucleotide messenger RNA. RefSeq lists its product as uncharacterized. NCBI's taxonomy places the organism in Eukaryota, Viridiplantae, Streptophyta, Magnoliopsida, Apiales, Apiaceae. The record is from RefSeq and is a predicted model, not a curated record. Bases 146 to 601 code for a protein of 151 amino acids. The transcript is spliced from 13 exons.
UUGCAAAAGACAUUAUUUACCCUUCCUUAUUUUUCUUCUAACAAACAAGCCAGGGACAUAACUGUCUUUUGCUUAAAUUUCCGGGCUGACCCUUUUUCCCCGGAUUAGAUCCAUACCCAGUUUUAUAUGUUUUCUGUGUUGUUUGAUGUAUAACCCAUACUUAUAUGGGUCGUACCCGCAGAGACUUCCUAAUUCCUCGGCAAAAGGCGCCAUGAUUUUAGCGUCCGUUCAGUUAUUUCUCCAUGUCUCCCACUUCUUCUUCUUCAAUUCAAAUUUUAAAUCCUCAGAAUCAUCUCAGCAUAACUCUAAAUUAAUGGACCCUAAAGGUCAUAAGCGUGUUCAUUUGGAUCCUCUAUCUCCUUCUUCAGCACGUACAGGACAGAAGAUAUGUCUGGUUCUUAUUCGGGUGAAAACAAUGAUCCGAACACCAUCCAGAUUUCCACUGGACGCACUGGCAAAUCCGGUCUUGGCGGAAAUCCGAGAUAUAUCACAACAUCACAAAGACAUCUACAUAACAAAGAUCUCUCUUCUAAUAAUCAAAAAAGUGGUCAGGGUUAUCUCACGCCAUUGCAAAGACGGCUUCAGGGUGUUUAUUUCUUAAGACUGAGCCAAAAUGUUUCAACGUCCAAACUUAUUAACAGGAAACAGACAGUGUUUAACGAUGGCAGGAAAUUCCAACUACCUGCAGCUUCAAAAGUACUAAAUCCUGUGAGUGCUCCACCCUCAGGCGACUGAUAUAGUGGAUUAUACAAGCGAAAAGGACCUCCAAAUGAUGCUUGGCACUCAGACAUACUUCAAUGGAUACCGCCAUCAAGAUCUCAUAAGGGGGAUAGUUACACUGCAAUCAUAUGUUCGAGCUGAAAAUGCUAGAAAUAUUGCGAACAGAACAUACAGACAUCUCAAUUCUCAGUAUCACGAGGCUGGUUAACUCGAAACAUCUUAAGCUGCAAAGGAGAGUUCUUAAGACGGAGGCAACAGUACAAAAUAAAAACGAUGAAAACUAUGGCUUGCGGAAGAAGAUUGCAAAAUUUGAGAAACAGUGACAACAACAUUUGUACAAGAAACACGAAGCCCAGGUUACCACCAAAAAGAAACAAUGAAAAUUCUCAGCCUAAUAGUGGAACCUCUUUCGGUGUUAGACGUCAAAGUCCACUUACAACCAUGUUACAGCAGGGAGCGGUGGCCAUAAUAAAAAAAGAAUCAGCCACUGAUUGCUAAAAUUAAGGUUGCAGAGAUAGCCAUCAAUGCAGUGACAAUACUUCUCAACAUUCUAUUGGAAACUCACUUGGAAGCAUUCUUACAUAUCAAACCAAUCAGAGCAGAAUCCGUAGAGUCGAAUCUUCCAUUGGACACUCAAGUGGAUGUGGAAGUGCAGUUACAGAUGAAGGUUCAUUGCUGCCUCAAACACAAAGGAAGAUUCAGGGUGCUGCACUAUCAGGGAAUACCUAUAAGAGGCCUUUGGGCAGGAUUUUGAAACAACGAGCAAAUACACUUAAUAAGCCGUCUUUACCUAUCUCACCAAUGCCCUAUCCCAGACAGCAUCAGUAUCCCUAACUGGAAUAGCAAAAAAACUCUUCUGCAGAACAUGUGCAUGGAAUAGCUGGUGCAACUCACUCCUCUGGAGAACAGGUGUAUAGAAUAGCGGGGUGUAGCUCUUGAUCAAGUUGUAAAAGGUCAUGAGUAAAAGGCCAUGACAAAACAAAUAUCUGGAUGUACCAAAUUAUAUUUAUAUUGUUUAUUAAUGAUACAGAAACUGUUAAG